Messenger RNA from Homalodisca vitripennis (glassy-winged sharpshooter), 651 nucleotides. RefSeq lists its product as uncharacterized. Bases 1 to 651 code for a protein of 216 amino acids. Gene Ontology annotation, cellular component: transcription regulator complex; nucleus. The record is from RefSeq and is a predicted model, not a curated record. NCBI's taxonomy places the organism in Eukaryota, Metazoa, Arthropoda, Insecta, Hemiptera, Cicadellidae. The transcript is spliced from 4 exons. Gene Ontology annotation, biological process: regulation of transcription by RNA polymerase II.
AUGGAAGACUCAAGACUCAUCGAACUAGUGCGUGAACACCCUUGUCUUUUUAACGCAAAACACCACCUGUACAAGGAUGCAAACGUCAGAGAUAACGUGUGGAGUGAAAUUGGCAUGAAAAUGAAAUUACCAGCUGAAGAGUGUAAAAACCGAUGGAAAAAUAUCCGGGAUACAUAUAUGAGGCGCAAAAGAGCCAAAAAACUUCCCACAGGAUCUGCGAGUUCAAAGAAAGUGCGCAAAUGGCAUCUUGAAGACUACCUUGAAUUCAUGAACGUGGUCGAAUGUGAGAGAGAGACAGUCACAAAUACUAUCACUCAAGAUGAUGAAACAAAAGUUGAUGGACAAGAAACUGAAAAUGUUGAAAUGGCCGAAGAAUCUGUUUAUUCUGAAAUUCGUGAUCCAGAGGAUCUUAACAAAGAUCUAUCCGAAGAACCCGAGCAGCUCGAUGGUGAUGGUGUGCCGAAGCAAUCAAAAAAACGAAAGCUGAAAACUAAAUUAUCAGGAGAAAGGGAGAGUGGGGCAAAACCGACCGACCCGGCAAUUUUGUCUAGUUGGCACCACUGGCGGGCAUGCGCACGCAGCACUGUUGACGCAGCGACCAUGACAGUCCGAUGUAGCUUGGUCCCGUCGCGCUACGUACUUACGCUUUGA